CGCCAUCCGAUCGGGUUAAUCCCAUCAUUGGUGCUUUCAUUGAGAUUAACUGUGAGAUAAGGCUGUGAGAUUAUGGCCGGACGAAGGACGAGACGUAACACCGCUACUUCCGCCCAGUCGACGGUGAGGAGUGACCACCCUGAGCAGGGUAUCAUCGUUCCUGUCAAUGGGUUGGAGACAGCGUUGAAUAAUGUGGCUAACAUGAUGGCCAACAUUAUGGAGCAAUUAGAUAAGGCUCUCCCUGGUCCGUCCGGUACCCGGGAUGUCCCUGCCGGGCAACCCCGCCAGGUUCUGCGUACUGGAUUCAAGAUGCCAUUCGUUAAGCUUCAUGAUGGGGAGUCGGAUCCCCAGGAACACAUAAACAACUAUGUCCAGGUGAUGAUUGCCGUUGAUGCCAGCGACGCAUUGAUGUGCCGAUGCUUCUUGCAGACGGUGGAUAGCAAGGUGGCAGAUUGGGUGAAUCACAUUCCUGCCAGAUCGAUCCGAACAUGGGAUGAGUUGGGUUUGCGGUUCCUAGAACAUUUCGCAGGGAACUGCCGACCCAAGAAGCAUUUCACUCACCUGGCUUCAAUACGGCAGAAGCACGAAGAAUCCUUGAAGAAUUUCCUGAUACGGUGGAGGAAAGAGUCCAGGGAGGUUGAAGGAACCGACGAUAAAUCCAGGUUGGCCAUGUUCACAGCGGCAUUACAGGAUGGUCUCCUUCAUAGUGAUCUUACAACUCAUCCCCCGGAUACCUUUGAAGAAGCAAUGGUCUGGGCAGGAAGGUAUAUUACCUUGGAGGAAAGAAAGGAGGAAAAGAAAGAGAAGACUCCCAGAGAAGAAGAAAAGGUGGGAAACAAGAAGCCUUUCAAGAACAAAAAGCAGGGCUUCCCGGAUGGCCUAAAGGGCACAAACCCUAGGACCUCAGAGAGGCAUAAAUAUGCCAAUCCAAAGGUUUGCAAUGUGGAGGACACUGGAAAAUGGUGUGCCUACCACCGCAAGAAUGAUCACAACACAGAGGAUUGCUACACUCUGAAGAAUGAGAUGGCGAGGCUAAUCCGACGGGGCCAUCUGAAGAAGUUUGUACAAGAUGGUGACGCGGGAAAUUCUAGGAACGCUCAGAAUGGGAAGCGUAGAGAUAAGAAGGUGGCCCAGGCCGAGGCCCGGGAAAAACGCCACAUCGGGCUUGAAGAUGAAGAAGAGGACUCUGAGUCCGCACUGCACCGCCAGAAGAGACAUCAGGGUGUAACUUCAUCAUUGGAGGGAAUACUGGCUGAGACUCGGCUACGAGCCGGAAGAAGUGGGCCAACCCAGCAAUGGUCAAUAAGGUGCUGGCUCAGAAGGGAUGCCCUGGUGAUCACGAUUGAUAUAAUGGACUUACUGAUCCACAAAACUCUAGUGGAUACUGGAUGUUCUGGUAAUAUCAUGUAUAUGGAUACUUACAAGGCUCUUGGUCUGACAAGAGAUGAGUUGUCACCUAUUAAGACUCCGCUGACCGGGUUCACUAGCGACUCUAUUGAGCCAGAGGGGGCAACCAAACAGCCUAUUAAAUACGACACCCAAGUGGGGGAGGUGACUGCACAGCUCUUAAGGGCCAAGGAGAGACGUCCCAGAGUAGAAGUUGCCAGCGACAUUGAAGAAGUAGAACUGGAGUCGGGCACGCCGGGGAGGUUGGUCAGAAUUGGAAAGGGCCUGGGGGCUGAACUCAGGACGCGUCCAUCGAUCAAAGGGCAGGCACUCGCCGACUUUCAGGUUGAGUGUACUGCCAGGGAGAUGACAAGAGCCUGGGCUGAGACCCGGGUAGAAGAUGACUGGUGGGUAAUGAGCAUUAACGGAUCUUCUGGGUCCCGAUCCUGUGGAGCAGGUAUUGUCUUGAUCACCGCGGAAAGCUUCCAGAUUUAUUACGCUAUCAGAUUUCAGUUCCGCGUGUCCAACAAUGAAGCUGAAUAUGAGGCCCUAAUUAAUGGACUGAGAAUUCUCGGCAAGCCGGAGUAUACAGAGUUCAGGUAUACAGCGACUCCCGCUUGAUCGUAGGACAAAUCACUGGGGAGUUUGAAGCAAAGGAAGAAAGGAUGAAGAGAUAUCGAACCUUGUCCUUGGAAAUGUUGGGAAGGUUCGAGUUUAAGCUUGAACACAUACCCCGGGCGCAAAACGCGGAAGCUGAUGUUCUGUCCAAACUCAGUGCAAAAUCACCAGAAUAUAUAAGUAAAUUAGUAACGGUCGA
This is a messenger RNA of Cuscuta campestris, 2203 nucleotides long. The record is from the annotation of a GenBank genome assembly. NCBI's taxonomy places the organism in Eukaryota, Viridiplantae, Streptophyta, Magnoliopsida, Solanales, Convolvulaceae.